Molecule: messenger RNA, 1001 nt
Organism: Geodia barretti
Lineage: Eukaryota; Metazoa; Porifera; Demospongiae; Tetractinellida; Geodiidae
Source: the annotation of a GenBank genome assembly
GACCACAUCCCAACGCAGGAAAGGAGAGCAGUAUAAUUAUGCGCAGUCACAAACGCCGCCGGCGCUGCUUAUAAAAGACUGGCUGGAUCUAGCUAUUCACAUCGCUGCAGAGCACAAAACCAUCAUGGCCUUCGUCAUCCCUCUCCAUCGGUGUGGUGGGGAUAGUGGUUUUCUCCGUUCUUGGGGUUUGCUGGGCGGAUUACUGGCCAGGAGACACCGAGUUUCAGACCAUCUGCCGCACCAUAAUCGAUGAAGUCAACUCGAACCAGAUACGCCGCAGAGGGCGGGAGUUCAUAAACGGGAGAUACGAAAUCGUGGUGCACGAAACGAUGACCCAGCGACAGCUCUGCGACCGUUUGGUGAUCCAGCACAACACACACAACUACGAUUACCUCGGUAUCGUCUCCUCCGACGAGUGCUUCGGCGCUCUAAACUCGCCCGACUUUUACUCAUCGGCGAGUUGGAACAACUGGCGCGGCAGGCACUGUGGCCACUGGCGGUCCACAGGGAACGGAGUAGUCGGGUCCCCGGAACGCGACGACGCGCUCUGGGAGUACGCUCAUCUAUCGUACGGUGUCUAUUACCGACAGAACGUUGACUUUUUCCAAAGGCCACCAUGCUGCCAAGACGGUUGGAACGAGUCAGGAGGCACCGAGGUUGUGGUGUGGGGAUGGGAUCCAAAGGAGGCUGUUGACCACUUCGGCUGGCAGGGAGCUCACGUGGGCUGGCCUUUCAGGUCAACCUUAGCUGGAGCGGACUGUAUAGUGUGGCUGACGGGUGAGGAGGCAUUCUUGGAGUGUAUCAAGACUGUGGGUUCUACCAGGAGGAGGACCAGUGCUGGGCUGUGGGGAUUCGGUCAGUGGAUUGUCCAGACCAGCAACACUCAGUUCUGUCCGUCAGGGAAGGCAGACUUGAGACCUGGACUACACCUUGCACCAAAUAACUUGCCAUUUGACUCUGGAGUGGCUAUUCCCUAGUGAAACUGCACAAAUUUUGGUGCC